Xenia sp. Carnegie-2017 is the source of this 1199-nucleotide messenger RNA. Its product is annotated as zinc finger CW-type PWWP domain protein 2 homolog. NCBI's taxonomy places the organism in Eukaryota, Metazoa, Cnidaria, Anthozoa, Malacalcyonacea, Xeniidae. Gene Ontology annotation, molecular function: zinc ion binding. The record is from RefSeq and is a predicted model, not a curated record. The transcript is spliced from 4 exons. Bases 295 to 900 code for a protein of 201 amino acids. Gene Ontology annotation, cellular component: nucleus.
ACCCCAUUAUUGGCAUUUUAUGACCAGAAUUGAGGACAAUGCUUGGCACAGGACUGCUGCUGAGGAAAAAAUGUGGUUCAUCCGUUCUUUCAUAUAUUUGUUAAUUGUCGUAUUUGAUCGACGAUUGCCGUACGGUGCCGUAACACAAGAAAUAAAUUGGCGGGAAAAUGAAAAAUACAUUUGUGUUUAUGUCAACUACUGCAGCAGAAACUGGAAGAAAAACAACUUUACAGAAAAAAUUAAAGAAAACCAACAUAAACGCACUGCAUAGAAACCUACCUUAAUUUAGAAAAAAUGGAAAGCCAAAAAACUUGGAUCCAAUGUAGUGUUAAGUCAUGCAAUAAAUGGAGAGUUGUCCAGAAUGAAAUUGCGAAAAAAUAUUCCGACAUGCCGUGGACUUGUAGCAUGAAUCAAGACAGAAAUUAUAACCAUUGUGCCAUCCCAGAAGAGGAAGAGAAAGCUCCACGAGGCAAAAAAUCUGUUGUUACAAAGAUUCCGUUCGAGAAAGGCGAAAUAAUCUUAGCAAAAAUGCAUGGAUAUUGCCAAUGGCCAGCAUUUAUUAGCCCUGAUCCAAAAUGUGACGAAUACUACGACGCAGUUCUGAAUGAAAAUGAUGAAGAAGAAGAAAUCACUCACGUUCACGUGGAAUUUUUUGGACAGCCGAGAACACAUGCAUGGAUCAACAUUGGAAACAUCUUUCAAUACAAAGGGUUUGAAAAUGGCGGAGUAAAAAGAAGAUGGAAACAAUCCUUUACCGUUGCGAUGGAAGAUGCUUUCCACUCAAGUCAUUUGACUUGCGAGGAAAGACUUGAAACUUCCUUCUUCAAACAUAUUAAAUCAACCUCUAACAAUGAAAAUUUAUCAAAGGAUAUGCUGAAGAACAUAAAUGCAAGUUUUUAAAUGUAAAACGAGCUUGCUAAUUGCUAUUUAACCUACAAUCUUUUCAAUAUUUUUAGACUUCAGAAAGCAAGAUAAAGCAUUUUUACAAUGAGCUUAAUAAGUUUUACUUGAAAAAUAAUUUCAAAGCUAUUGAUCAGAUCAAACUUCCCAUGUACUGUGGCCAGAAUAUCGAUCUUUAUAAAAUAUUUCAAGCAGUAUACUAUGAAGGAGGAUUUACGGAGGUAGCUAUUGCUAAAACAAACUAUAUAACGAAAAGAAAAAGCAAAGAAAUGUAUAGUACCUUUUUAUUUAGUGAUAAC